Molecule: messenger RNA, 2022 nt
Organism: Podarcis raffonei (Aeolian wall lizard)
Lineage: Eukaryota; Metazoa; Chordata; Lepidosauria; Squamata; Lacertidae
Gene: MEIOB
Product: meiosis specific with OB-fold
Exons: 15
Coding region: 242-1693 (483 amino acids)
Biological process (GO): resolution of meiotic recombination intermediates
Molecular function (GO): single-stranded DNA binding; single-stranded DNA 3'-5' DNA exonuclease activity
Source: RefSeq, a predicted model, not a curated record
GUUUUUGUGUAAGGGGACACGAUUGCAGAGAGAGGCAGUGCAGGAGAGCACCUCAUUUAUAUAUAUAUACACUUUGCAUGAGGAAAGAGUGUUGUUUAUUCAAAACAUACAUAUAAGCCCCAUUGUCUGCCAAAAAGAAAGGAAAAAAGAACAAAGCCUAGAGUUAUCCUGAUAAUUGCAGUUUUCUGAAGGCUAGUGAACUUGUAACAGAGAAACAGCUUUUGCAUUUCAGAUAAAAAGAAUGGCCUACUCGGUUCCAACACAAAAUUUUGUAGCCAUUUCAGAUGUGCAUCCAAAUCUUGCUCGUCCUAGUAUAAUUGGUAUGGUGAUUGGGAAAACAGAUGCCAAAGGCUUUCCAGACAGAAAAAAUAUUGGAUCAGAAAGGUACACUUUUAGCUUCACUGUCCGCGAUUCGCCAUCUUAUUUCAUAAAUGUACAUUCUUGGGGAAGAGAGGACUAUAUUAAAUCACUUUCAGAAAGCUUUAGAGUUGGUGACUGUGUCAUAAUUGAAAAUCCUUUAGUUCAGACAAAAGAGGCUGAAAAGGAAGAAAAAUUCAACGCUACAACUCCUAGCUGCUACAAACUGCUCCUCAGUGAGAAUCAUUCCGUGGUUAAAAUCUGUCCCCACUAUGAAGUUGACACCAAACUACUGUCCCUGUUGAAUCUACCUGUGAAGAACCCUCAAGAUUUUUACUCUCUGGCAGACAUUGCAGCCAAUGGACAGAGCCUGGAAGGAAGAAUCAUUAAUAUUCUUGCAGCUGUCAAGUCGGUUGGAGAACCAAAGUACUUCACCACUUCGGACAGACGAAAGGGUCACAGAUGUGAAGUAAGGCUGUAUGAUGAAACCGAGUCUUCCUUUGCAAUGAUAUGCUGGGACAAUGAAUCUAUCCAGCUUGCACAGAGCUGGAUGCCACGAGAAACAGUAAUAUUUGCAUCAGAUGUAAGAAUAAAUUUUGACAAAUUUAGAAAUUGCAUGGUUGCAACUGUACUCUCAAAAUCCAUCAUUACUACUAAUCCCGAUACACCAGAAGCAAUCAAUCUACACAACUUUAUAAGAGAAAGUGCAGAAAUGUUAGAUUUGGAUGAUGAAAUGGGAGAUCAUUUCAGAGAUUCCAUAAAUGUACAGGCAAUAGUUGAUGUUUAUACAGUGGAGCAAUUAAAGAUGAAACCUUUGCAAAAUGAGGGAAAAUCAGAACCUUUCUAUGGCAUUAUUUUUGCCUACAUUUCUAUGCUGAAUAUUGAUAAUGAGACAACUAAAAUAAUACGAAACAGAUGUAGCAAGUGCCACUAUGUGGUCAAUGAAGGAACAAACUCAUGCUCCUUCUGUAGCAGCUUUGUCUCCUCCUCAGAUGCCACACUACUCUUUGCCAGCUUUGAUGUACGAGUUGAUCUGACAGACCACACAGGCACUCUCCAUUCUUGCAAUCUCUCAGACACAGUGGCUGAAGAAGCUUUAGGCUGCACGGUCCAGGAGUUCCAGACUCUGACAGAGGCUCAAAAAACAGCCCUAAAAUGGCACCUUCUUCUAGAACGAAGCAAAAUUUAUUUUAAAGUUAUUAUUUCGCCCAAUGCACGAACCAGACUGAGAGUUAGUUUGCUUUCUUGCAAACUAGCAGAUCCUGUGGAGGCCAGUCAAAACCUGCCUGGAAAAGACCUACCUUGUCCAGCUUCAGAACAGCUGGAAGGAGUCUAAGUUGUUGUAACAUGGUGAAUUUACAUCUUGGGGGGGGCGUUGCAUUCUCAUUGCAAAGAUGCUAGAAAGUGUGCUUUAUCAUUCAUGUUUUAAAACUGUGUACUAUCAUUUAAGGAAGAGUUUACCUUAGUCCAUCCUUCACCAAAUUGCUGUCCAGCUCCAAUCAGUUGGAACUGAUGAGAGACCUAGUCCAAAACAUGGUGGAUUUACAAGGCUGGCAAAGGCAGCCUUAGUCUGACUCAAGAGACCUAGAUAUACUAUCUACAUUCUUUUUAAAACAAAGUUUUCAUUCCAUGUAUAACAUAUUUGAGUAAAAAUAUACUUAUGAA